AUGGCUGUCCUCUUUCUUAACCCAUAUGACAACAAGGAGAACAUACCUCUAGUAGUUACUAAAUCUGAAUCUCCACUCCUUACCAGCAAUAAAAGAAGAGUCAGGAGGCCACUUGAGGAUAUUACCAACCUAUUGAAUCAAGAAAUCUAUUCAAGUUCAGUUCUUGAUAAUAGGAUCCGUCUUUUACAACCACUUCCUUUAGGCAAAGUGAAAUGUGGAAAAAGGAGAGCUGAGGAUGGUUCUGAGUCCCGCCUCCUUGAUCCAUCUGUUGUAAGGAGGAACCUGAUCAGGACAAUUCGAGCCCUGGGAGAGAGCGAAGUUUACAAUGUUGAGCAGGGGAAUGAAAGCAUGAUCAGUGGUCAACGUGAAAAUAAACGAGUGAUUCCUGGAGGACCUGAUGGUCAACACCACUAA
Molecule: messenger RNA, 414 nt
Organism: Dovyalis caffra
Lineage: Eukaryota; Viridiplantae; Streptophyta; Magnoliopsida; Malpighiales; Salicaceae
Source: the annotation of a GenBank genome assembly